AUGAAAGCCAUCAGCAGCGUGAGCUUGACUCUCGCGGCAACGCUGUUCUGUCAUGCGGUCACAGCUCUCCUGACGACUGGGGAGAACGGAACCCAUUUCACGCUGGCAAAUGACCGACUGUCCGUUGUUUUGGCCAAGUCGAACGGCCAUAUCGUCGAUGUCGCCCUCGACGGCCAGGACCUCCUCGGGCCCUUGAACGGCAACAGGGGCAAGGGACCCUAUCUCGACUGCUCAUGCACCCCCUCGGGGUUUUGGACGCCUGGGGGAACGGCCGAGUUGCAGCUCGUCAACGGCACCGACUCGUCCGGCGUCCCCUAUGCCGGCCUCAUCAUGUCGGACAGGUUCGCACCAACGAACCAGACGCUCUCGCAGUAUUUCUUUCUCCACGGCGAGGAAACGGGACUGCACGCCUUCUCUCGCCUCACCUACUUCAACGCCACACUGCCUCUUCUCCGCAGCCUGGGCGAGCUGCGGACUCUGUUCAGGCCCAACACGCCGCUCUGGACUCACUUCUCGACGAGCGAUGACAACUUCGGCCCCCUGCCCCUCGCCGACACCUUUGCCCAGGCUCUGACGGUGCAGGACGCCACCUCGUACGUCGGCGGCAGCACCAACGACCCUUACACACAGCAGUACUCGGACUACUUCACAAAAUACUCCCUGUCCGAGCCCUGGCGCAACCACGACGUGCAUGGUCAGUUCAGCGACGGCUCAACCAGCGCCGACGGCAGCACCUUUGGCGCCUGGCUCGUCCACAACACACGGGAGACGUAUUACGGCGGCCCGCUCCACUCGGAUCUGGUCGUCGACGGUAUCGUCUACAACUACAUGGUCUCCGGCCACCAUGGCGCGCCGAUGCCCAACAUCACCCACGGCUUCGACCGCACGUUUGGGCCGCAGUUCUAUUACUUCAACAAGGGGGCGCCCGGGGCCUCCGUUGGCGAGCUGAGAGCCGACGCCGCGCGGCACGCCGACCCGGAGUGGAACGCAGACUUCUACGACAGCAUCUCCCGCCACGUCCCAAACUACGUCCCAUCGACGCGCCGGACCUCGUUCGAGGGAAAGGUCGAACUUCCCAGAGGCGCCAAGCGGCCGAUCAUCGUCUUGUCCGAGAACAAGCAAGACUUCCAGCUCAACGUCUUCAAUACCGCAUCUCUCCAGUACUGGGCGGAGAUCGACGGGUGUGGCAAGUUCAAGAUCCCCCGUGUCGUGGAGGGCAAGUACAGAGUCACCGUCUACGCUGACGGGGUGUUUGGGUGGUUCAUCCAAGACGACGUCGAGAUAUCUCAGACCGCAAGCAGCCAGGCCCCGUGGACCUUCAAGUGGGACGAGGAGAGCGCAGGGCAGGAGGUCUGGCGCAUCGGCAUCCCCGACAAGUCCGCCGGCGAGUAUCGACACGGGUACGCGCCCGACGUCUCGAAGCCUUUGCAGCCGGAGCAGUACCGCAUCUACUGGGGCAAGUAUGACUUCCAGCAGGACUUUCCGGACGGCGUGCGGUUCGACGUGGGCAAGAGCCAAGAGGCGCAGGACCUCAACUACAUCCACUGGUCGUUCAUCCCCGCCAAGGGAAACCAUCUGCGGCAGGAGAAUUACUACACGAACGUGAACAACUGGACCAUCGUCUUCGACCUCGACAAGGACCAGCUAGGCCAAAGCAAGACGGCCACAUUCACAGUCCAGAUUGCCGGAACCAAGACCGCCAACGGAAACUCCAAGUGGACUGUCACGGAUCAUCCGUACAGCAACCUUCCCUGGACUGUCAACUUCAACGGGCUCUACGAGUCGACCUGGAGAAUCCCGUACUGGCGAAGCGGAUCUUGCGGCGUAAGGAGCGCCGUCGCAUGCCAGAACAUCGAGAACAAAUUCACCUUCUCGUCUUCUGCGCUAAAGGAAGGCCAGAACGAACUCACCUUGAGCCUGCCGUUCAACGCCAGCAGCGUGGAGACGGCGCUUAUGACGCCCUGA
Molecule: messenger RNA, 1965 nt
Organism: Colletotrichum higginsianum IMI 349063
Lineage: Eukaryota; Fungi; Ascomycota; Sordariomycetes; Glomerellales; Glomerellaceae
Product: Rhamnogalacturonate lyase C
Exons: 2
Coding region: 1-1965 (654 amino acids)
Biological process (GO): carbohydrate metabolic process
Molecular function (GO): carbohydrate binding; catalytic activity
Source: RefSeq, a predicted model, not a curated record